ACAGCGCCCCAGUUGGAACACUGAGACAGUCUGUAGCAUGCGCUGCUGUUGAGUCUUUCUGUUUGUAUACAGUGCGCUGUCUAAUAGGGGCUGGCUUGCAUUCUCUUCUUUAUGGCAUAGUUAGUGCACCACUGCAGUGACUGGAAACCUAGUGCAGGGCAGCAGUAACACGGAACUGUAGUGUUGUGCAGGUGCCUUCUCCAACAGGACUUACAGAAAACAAUUGACGGGAUAAUUAUUAAUAUUGUUGUCAUUAUCCAGACAAAAAAGUGUCGACGGGGAGCAGAAGAGCAUUUCUGGUGACUGUGGAAACAAAAUCCACAAAUUUAAAAGGAUGAGACCUUUAUUUGCUAUUCUCAUCCUCUGCAUAAGCGCCCCUGUCCCGCAUCUAGCUAAAGGGGAAGUUUGUGAGCCCAACCUAUGUGAGAACGGGGGCGCCUGCUUGACGGGGUUGGCUGACGAGCCUUUUUCAUGUGAGUGUCCUGCUGGCUUCACAGAUCCCAAGUGUUCUAGUAUUGUGGAGGUUGCGGCAGAUGGGGAGGAACCUACUACAGCAGGACCCUGUCAUCCUAACCCAUGCCACAAUGGAGGGACAUGUGAAAUAAGUGAGACUUACAGGGGGGACACAUUUAUAGGAUACAUCUGCAAGUGCCCACUUGGCUAUAAUGGAAUCCAUUGCCAACACAAUGUCAAUGAAUGUGAAAAGGACCCCUGCAAAAAUGGUGGGAUUUGUACAGAUAUGGUUGCCAACUACUCUUGCGAAUGCCCUGGGGAAUUCAUGGGAAGGAACUGUCAGUACAAAUGCUCUGGUCCACUUGGAAUGGAGGGUGGCAUCAUAUCCAACCAGCAGAUCACGGCUUCUUCUACACACCGCGCUCUCUUCGGCCUCCAGAAAUGGUACCCCUACUUUGCCAGACUGAAUAAAAAGGGCCUGGUGAACGCCUGGACUGCCGCCGAGAACGACAGAUGGCCGUGGAUUCAGAUAAACUUGCAGAGAAGAAUGAGAGUUACAGGACUGAUAACUCAAGGAGCCAAAAGAAUCGGGAGCCCGGAGUAUAUAAAAUCAUAUAAAGUAGCCUACAGUGACGACGGGAAGACCUGGAGAACGUACAAAGUUAAAGGCACUGAUGAAGACAUGAUCUUCCGAGGAAAUGUUGACAACAACACCCCCUUUGCCAAUUCCUUCACUCCGCCUGUGGAAGCCCAGUAUGUCAGACUGUACCCACAGGUCUGCAGAAGACACUGCACCCUCAGAAUGGAGAUGCUUGGCUGUGAACUGACAGGCUGUUCUGAGCCAUUAGGGAUGAAAACGGGUCAUAUCCAGGACUAUCAGAUAACCGCCUCCAGCAUCUUUCGAACUCUCAACAUGGACAUGUUUACUUGGGAGGCCGGCAAAGCCCGUCUGGAUAAGCAAGGCAAAGUCAAUGCAUGGACCUCAGGGCACAAUGACCAGUCACAGUGGCUACAGGUUGAUUUGCUCAUUCCUACGAAAGUGACUGGCAUCAUCACCCAGGGGGCGAAAGACUUCGGACACGUCCAGUUUGUGGGUUCCUACAAGGUGGCGUACAGCAAUGAUGGGCAAAGAUGGGUAAUAUAUCAGGAUGAAAAGCAGCAUAAGGAUAAGGUUUUCCAAGGAAACUUUGACAACGACACGCACAGAAAGAACGGGAUAGAUCCCCCCAUCUAUGCUCGGUUCAUCCGGAUCCUGCCUUGGUCAUGGUACGGACGCAUCACUUUACGGGCUGAGCUGCUCGGCUGCACAGAAGAGGAGUGAACAGCCCUCGACUGCUGGGGAAAAAAAACUCAGCUCCCCAGAAUAGCCCUCAAAUAUCUCCUUAUGAACUGUGCGAAACCUGUACAAAUUUCAAAUCGGGUUCUCAUGAACAAGUGUUCGGUUGUGAUAGGCAGGAAUCUCUGAUUUGUACAAUGGCCUAAGCCUGCCCUUGUCAGAUGCUUGUCUUUUUUAUUUACUCAGAAUGGCUGGGUUGUCAGUUUUCUAUACAGCAUGUAUUUGUUUGGUAGGAGGUGGGGGCAGAGAGUUCACACUGUGGUUAAAAGAUCCAGGAAAGCUGCAGGUUUUUAUUUUAAUUGUAUUUAUUUUUUAUGAAGAAAAUGGUAAAGUGAUCCCUACCAGUAGAUUGUUUGUAUAAAUUCAAUCACAUUCUUGAAGAUGUGUUUAUGAGCACUGCAAUUGCAUCAAAAAUACACAAAACAUAUUUGCUAAUAUUUCCCUGAAACACAGUGUUUUUAAUAUCCUUCUGACCUUAGCCUUUAAAAACCUAGUUUAUGAAAGUUUAAUUAUUUAAUUAAAGAGUAGAAAAAAAUAUUGAUUUCCAACUUAGAACCUAGGUUAGGCUAAACCAUAUUGUCCACUGUGGAUUAAAAAACAAACAUAUAUAAUGAACAUUGGAGCAGCAAACUUGCCUGAAGCCUAUUACUGGGAAACAAGUUGGUGUUUAUUAUUUUGCUACUGUUUCCCAUUUUGUAUUUAAUAGAAUACAUUCCCAGUUGUAGAAAAGGUUAAUAUAAGACACUGCAGCUUUAUCACUACUUUGAGUCUGGGAUGACUAGAUUUAAGGAGUCCUGUCAAACGUGUCAUUGUAUGCUGCAUUUUAUUUAUUCAAGCACUUCGAUUGAGUUUGUGGUUGGCUUCAUGUUCUCUUAAAACAUUUUUAAAAAUCUCAUUUUGAGCUACGAUGCAAGUCCAGCUUUUAGAAAUCUCUCUAUAAAUUGGUUUUAAACAGCUCAGGAUAGACGUCACUUAUUUUGUAUGGUUUUAUUUUGUACCCACAGUUCUGAAGAUAUGCUUAAGAGUACAAUACUUGUUAAAUAUAUUUAAAAUGAUACAUUUUAUGUCUGCUGACAACAGUGUGAGGUGGAAAUGGAAAUGUACAGGAACAUCACUCCAUUUUAAACUGAGUUGAGGGGGGGUUUGUAUUAACACGUUAAUAUUGAUUGGCAACAUUUUUUCAACUAAUCCUAAAAUGUUAAUCACAUGAGAUAUAACAGUAUUAGAAAUAAUGUCACUUUUUUUAAAAAUAGUUUCUCCAAGGAAUGUUCUUCUGUGAUUGUAAUCUUAAAGCCACUAUAAAUUCUGAAGCCACCUUAAAAUCUACUAAACAAGAAGGAAUUUUAAACAAACAAAAAGCCAUGACAACCGUAGGGCAACUUCAUGGAAGUAAUUGAGGGCAGGCGAGAGUGUAUAUAAACUUGAGUAUAGGUUUACAAAGGUUCCACAAUACAGUGCACACAUCAUAUUAUCUGCUAUUGUUUUGAUGCAUAAUAAAAAGCCACUAGACUGUUACUGUGUCUGUAACCAUACUAACAAAACAGAUUCAUUUAGAUGUGAAAUGCAUUAUAAGAUUUCUGUUCUGAAAGGAAUGGUCAACCUUAAUUUUAUUUGUCAUAUCUCAGAGGUAUGGCUUGCAGGGGUGGAAAUGAUGGCAAAGCAUAUAUAUAUAUAUAUAUAUAUAUAUAUAUAUAUAUAUAUAUAUAUAUAUAUAUAUAUAUAUAUAUAUAUAUAGCAUGAUUAGGGAGGUUGAGGGUCACUGGAGUAAAUGGUAAAUACGAUCUGUAAUUAAAUUGACAUGUUCAAAAUACAGGAAAGAAGCACUCUAUGACAGUCCUGAUCACUAAUGUAGUAAAUGAUUUGACCUCCAGGUAUCUACUCAAGGGUUCAUGCUGUGCAGGUUUAUCAAUAUGCUGGAGUGGACAUAUUAUAACAGCCUGCUUUUUCUUCCCCCAAAGUCUGUUUUUAUCAUUAUUUGGUUCUUUUCAAAUGGAUGUUUUCCCACUUUCUGUGGUCAGUGGAAUCUGAAUGUUUUUGGCAGUGUUUAUAUAUGGGCAGGGCUCCAUACAGAAUUAUCCAAGUACCUGUCAUUCCUACUAGAACUGGAACAAUGCAAAGCAGUCUCAUAACAAGAAUCGUGAACAAAAUAAGGAAACACAAUUAGUGGUAAAUGGGAUUUUGUUUAAAACAUGCACCACAUCCAGAAAGAUGUGACAAUAUAAUACUGAAAUACUACUCGUAGUACAUCUUAUUCUACUUUAUAAUACUACUAUAGUACAAUCAUCUAGUAGACAAGAGUGAUGUUCUAAUCCAUAAGUCAUCAAGAGCAUCAUUAUUGGCACAGUUUGUAAUACUGUAAAUUGUACACAGGAGUGGAUUGGAACCAACCAUAAGACAAAAUGCAAAGAGGCCACUGAUUAUUAAUGUAUACUGUGUAACCAAUAUCUGAUUGUUUAAAGUGGAUUAGAAUAUAAUAUGGUUCUGGGACAGAAGGACAAAGUCAUCAGUUAUGACUUUCCUCACAAUGUAUGUUAUAAGGUGUAAUAUGCAUGCAAACAUAGCAGAGUUAUAAACACCUCUGUGCCCACCAGGCAUUACUGGUUAAGUCGCCAACAGAGAAGGCAGGAAAUGGGAAGGCAGUCAGAAUAAAGUAGAUGGAGUUUUGACAACCAUCAGCCCAAAACUGGAGCUGUGAAAUGUAUGUGGAUGUUCACCCGCCAGCUUUAUCCUGAAUUAAACAGUAACACUGACUAUCCUGAAUUAAACAGUAACACUGACUAUCCUGAAUUAAACAGUAACACUGACUAUCCUGAAUUAAACAGUAACACUGACUAUCCUGAAUUAAACAGUAACGCUGACUAUCCUGAAUUAAACAGUAACGCUGACUAUCCUGAAUUAAACAGUAACGCUGACUAUCCUGAAUUAAACAGUAACGCUGACUAUCCUGAAUUAAACAGUAACGCUGACUAUCCUGAAUUAAACAGUAGCGCUGACUAUCCUGAAUUAAACAGUAGCGCUGACUAUCCUGAAUUAAACAGUAACGCUGACUAUCCUGAAUUAAACAGUAACGCUGACUAUCCUGAAUUAAACAGUAACGCUGACUAUCCUGAAUUAAACAGUAACGCUGACUAUCCUGAAUUAAACAGUAACGCUGACUAUCCUGAAUUAAACAGUAACGCUGACUAUCCUGAAUUAAACAGUAACGCUGACUAUCCUGAAUUAAACAGUAACGCUGACUAUCCUGAAUUAAACAGUAACGCUGACUAUCCUGAAUUAAACAGUAACGCUGACUAUCCUGAAUUAAACAGUAACGCUGACUAUCCUGAAUUAAACAGUAACGCUGACUAUCCUGAAUUAAACAGUAACACUGACUAUCCUGAAUUAAACAGUAACACUGACUAUCCUGAAUUAAACAGUAACACUGACUAUCCUGAAUUAAACAGUAACACUGACUAUCCUGAAUUAAACAGUAACACUGACUAUCCUGAAUUAAACAGUAACGGAUGUAUUUUUCAAGAUUUUUUUCAGUAUAAUAGAUUGUAAGCAAAUGAACUCAUAUUGACUGAAAUUAAAAAUAAAUAUGUAUUUCAGCUAAAGAAAUGUUCUGUGGUAUUAUGGUCUACAACAGGAAACAGAUUUUAAAAACUAAAAUGUGAGAUCUGUAUAGAAAUGUUUUUUUAAAAAUUAUUUUAAUUGUGGAAUAACAGUGGCCUUCUGAAUUCAGAUAACUGAGUAGUCAACCUUGUUUAAUGUCUAAUGCAAUCUCUCAAAUAUCAAAAAGUCAUACAAAAUAUAAUGGCAUAGUAAUAACCUACAUUAUACAGCAUCUGAGUGCAAGGUAGUACAUAAAACAAAGUCAUAAAAUGAGUUUGUUAAUUUCCCCUUGAAAAUAAGGAUACAUUAAAACUGACACAUACAUUUAGAAACAAUUAGAGUUCUGAUAUUAAUAGCUUUUUGUACAGUGCAAAAGGAAGAAAAGAAACCUGGAAAAAACUCUGAUACACAUUAGGAUGUUGUUUUCUGUCUUCUCCAUUAAGCAGUUCAACAAAAUUCUUGAUACAGUGGUACGGUGGGGGAUCACUUUUAAUGAUUUCCCAACAGAUCACUGCUAGCAUUGAAAUAAUACCAAGUGCUUUCGAUGGAACUUCUUCUGAUGAAAAUUGUAUUGUAAUUGGAAAUGACAGCAUGUGGUUAGAUUUUAACUUUGAUUAAUUUAUUAUAGCAUGAAAAAACAUAUUCAGUGAGUAGGUCAAUAAAUGGAGCAACCACAGUAGAAGGCACAAGCUUGUUUGCUGAAAGAUUGCCCCUGUUAUUUUGUAAUCUGAUUUACACAUCAGGGGUGGAGAAUUGGUGAAGGGACCUUCCAUAGAAAAGUAAAGUAGAUGUACUAUUUACCAUUUACCAUCAACAUGAUCUAAGCACGAAGUAACCAAAUUGCUGAACAUAGAUCUAUAAAAUAGCAGGGGAGCACUGUAUGCUGUGAUACAUGCAGUGCAGCAGAUAACCAGUUUGGGUAUGUGAAAAUGAGGGGGGGGGGGGGCGGUAUCAGGCAGUUAUAUUUCCAUCAGUUUUCUAUAUUUGCCAUUAUUUCCACCCUGAAGUUUCUAAGAUGUAGAGAGCAUGUCACAGUGUUGUCCAGUUGCACACCAACUAAGUUCUCUGUAGUGUUCCCCUUGAUAGAUUUUGGAUACUUACUAGGUUAUAUAUGUUUCUUGAAAGGGCUUACAAUGUAAAUUACAUUAACUGGACAUAUGGUUGACUUUCUCCUUUGAGAACCAUUGCAUAAUUGUCAUUGUAAUGUAGAACAAAUUGUGGAUUAAAUCUUGUAAUAUUGAACUGUUGUUACUAUAAUGUGGUACUGGCUUAUGAAUUGUAAGAGAUUGCAAAAAAAUAUAUAAAAAAUACUAACAAGUACAUUUUAAAAAGCAUAAUUAUUUAUUAAAGGCAGAGUGACCACUGCAGCCUUUGCAACUAUGUGAUUUUUUUUUAUUAUUAUUAUUAUUUUGUAUAUAAUCUAGCCCUGCAGGUUAAUGCAAAAAUUAGUACGAGCUUGUCUGGUCUUCAAACUUAAAAUAAAAACAAAAAUGGAAAUUA
Messenger RNA from Acipenser ruthenus (sterlet), 6883 nucleotides. RefSeq names its product EGF-like repeat and discoidin I-like domain-containing protein 3. Gene Ontology annotation, molecular function: calcium ion binding. The transcript has 11 exons. Lineage: Eukaryota; Metazoa; Chordata; Actinopteri; Acipenseriformes; Acipenseridae. Bases 335 to 1774 code for a protein of 479 amino acids. The record is from RefSeq and is a predicted model, not a curated record.